AUGAUGAGGAAUUUUCUCUGCAAAGGCCAUGCUAAUGGUCGGGGGCUAAAUCUUGUUAGCUGGAAGGUGUUGGUCACCCCUAAGAAGUUUGGUGGUCUGGAAAUUAGAGAUCUGUUUUGUGCUAAUGUUGCUCUUCUUGGGAUUGAAAGGGAAACUGGCAAGGUGGCUGCUUGGGAACAAUUGAGAACUGCAAUAUUCUUCAAGAAGAUUUAUCCCUUGGUACUUAAAGUCAUCGAUAUCAUGGCUUGGAAGUGGCGUAUUGAUUUUCACUUGAUCCUGAGAGAUGUAAACACCGUAGCAGACAUUAUGGCAAAGACGGCGAUGAGAUCACAGUCUCCGCAUAUCGAACUUUCACCAGUGCAAGCUAAGCACAAGAGUGCGAUUAAGAAAGACGAGCACAGAACAUUGGUGUCAGCAAACAGCGUGGGAAUAUACCAUGACCACUUCUACAUUUACCAUCUUGACCUUGACAUUGACGGCGUGGAGAACUCAUUUGAGCAGACUAACUUGAAGACAGUUAGAGUAACAGACGGAAGCUCCAAGGGAAAGAGUUAUUGGACCGUUGAGACCAAAACCGCCAACACCGAAUCGGACGGCAAGAUCACCAUCGGUAUGGCCCCUGCUGAGCUGGCAAUUGUGAACCCUAACAAGAAGACGGCAGUCGGAAAUGACGUGGGGUACCGUCUGAUUCCGGGAGCGACAGCUCAUCCCCUUCUGACGGAGGAUGACUACCCACAAAUCAGAGGCGCUUUCACAAACCACAAUGUUUGGGUCACUCCCUACAACAUAUCCCAAAAGUGGGCCGGUGGACUUUACGUUGACCAGAGCCGUGGAGAGGACACCUUGGCUGUUUGGACCCAACAGAAUAGAAAUAUUAAGAACAUGGACAUUGUGUUGUGGCACGUAGUGGGAAUUCAUCACGUUCCGGCUCAAGAAAACUUCCCAAUAAUGCCAUUUCUGAGCACCGGAUUUGAGCUGAGGUCAACCAAUUGCUUUGAGAGGAAUCUAGUUCUUAAGACCCUCUCUCCCAAUGAUGUUACAUGGCCUGGCUGCCCCAAGUAGAAUUGAAGAAGCACAUGCUAAUUGAAGUCUGAAGAUCUCAAUUACCGUGUUAGCUAUAGAGCCUAGAGGGACACAUUGCUAUGGGAAAAAG
Molecule: messenger RNA, 1153 nt
Organism: Arachis stenosperma
Lineage: Eukaryota; Viridiplantae; Streptophyta; Magnoliopsida; Fabales; Fabaceae
Product: primary amine oxidase-like
Exons: 5
Coding region: 1-1062 (353 amino acids)
Biological process (GO): amine metabolic process
Molecular function (GO): copper ion binding; quinone binding; primary methylamine oxidase activity
Source: RefSeq, a predicted model, not a curated record